Messenger RNA from Aspergillus vadensis CBS 113365, 687 nucleotides. RefSeq lists its product as uncharacterized. The transcript has 2 exons. The coding region runs from base 1 to 687 and encodes 228 amino acids. The record is from RefSeq and is a predicted model, not a curated record. NCBI's taxonomy places the organism in Eukaryota, Fungi, Ascomycota, Eurotiomycetes, Eurotiales, Aspergillaceae.
AUGUUUCCACCAAUAGUCCUCACCCCCUCUCCGAUGCGCGUUCUCGUGCAAACCCUAACCCAUCUCGUCCCCUCAGACAACCUCAUUGCAAAUGGCGAGCCGUACGGUGAUAAGGUUUUCUCCAUGCUGGACCGAACCUGUAACCAUGUCUGGGAUUAUCCCUUCGAGCCAGGCCUGCAACGCUGGUACUCCUACGGCGAUGACUUCGGGUACAACAACCGGGUGUGUUUCUUUUUAUUGGAUUAUGGGGACGCCCCGGAUGGGAAGGACGAGGAAGUGCCGAUUCAGUGCUUGACGUGGGAUGGAGAGAAGUUCAUUCAUAAGCCAGAUCUGCUCGAAAGCGAAGAUGUACAAGCCGAACUGAAGGACAUCCCAUUCACACCGGGCCCAUCCGACCGCGGGAAGAUACCGCCGAUGCGGGAUAUUGUCCGGAGAAGGCUGCGGAAAGCGCAAUUCUUGUCAAGACGUGAGCUGGAUUAUAUGGCAGAGCACCUGGAGGAUCAGGAUUGGUUGCAGAGAAAGUUGAAGCCGAGGUUUUGGGCGAAUUUCCUGGAGCAGAUGGAGAGGAGGGGAAAGCAGAAUGAGGAUGAGAGGGAAGGGAAGAAUUUUCUGGAGAAAGAAGAGGAGGAGGCCAAGAAGGGUGAAGAAGAUGAAGUUGAAGGACAGGUGCAGUCAGGAUAUGUAUGA